Molecule: messenger RNA, 1320 nt
Organism: Gastrolobium bilobum
Lineage: Eukaryota; Viridiplantae; Streptophyta; Magnoliopsida; Fabales; Fabaceae
Product: GDSL esterase/lipase At1g28600-like
Exons: 5
Coding region: 72-1241 (389 amino acids)
Molecular function (GO): hydrolase activity, acting on ester bonds
Source: RefSeq, a predicted model, not a curated record
ACAUGAGGUUCAAGUGAGGCAUCUAGAUUGAGUAUUGGUCGGUUAGGGAUUUUUCUGCUAAAACUUGGUCAAUGCAGCGACAAUGGUUGUUUGUCGUGCUGCAACUAGUAUUUGUUGCUGCUGUUACCAGCGCUAUUACAGGUUGCUACACAUCAAUCAUCAGCUUCGGAGAUUCCCUCACUGAUACCGGUAACUUGAAUUUCAUUUCCCCACCACAGAGCCCCAAUUGCUUGGUCUCUCCCUAUGGAGAAACCCAUUUUCAACAACCCACUGGAAGAUGCUCUGAUGGCCGUCUUCCCCUUGAUUUCAUUGCUGAAUCUCUGGGGCUUUCAUAUUUGAAACCGUAUCUGGGUUUCAAGAAUGGCGCGGUGAAACAUGGGAAUAUUGAGCAGGGGAUGAAUUUUGCGGUUGCUGGAGCCACGGCGUUGGAUCGCAGCUUCUUUGAAGAAAAGGGGUUUACUGUUGAAGUAACUACAAACUACUCUCUUAGGGUUCAAUUAGAUUGGUUCAAGGAAUUGCUGCCUUCUCUCUGCAAUUCUUCUUCAAGUGAAGGCUGCAAAAAAGUUCUUCGUAGCUCCUUAUUUAUUGUGGGAGAGAUUGGAGGCAAUGAUUAUGGUUAUCCCUUGUCUGAAACAAGUGCAUUUGAUGAUCUUAGAACUUACAUACCCCAAGUAAUAUCUGUAAUUACUUCAGCAGUCAGAGAGUUGAUUGAUUUAGGGGCUGUAACGCUUAUGGUUCCUGGAAUUUUACCACUUGGAUGCAACCCUGCCUAUUUAACAGGGUUUGCAACUAUAGAUGAGGAGGAGUAUGACCAAGUUGGCUGUUUGAAAUGGUUAAACAUGUUUUUUGAAUACCACAAUGAUCUGCUUCAAACUGAACUAAAUCGGCUUCGAGUGCUAUAUCCUCGUACCAAUAUCAUAUACGCAGAUUAUUUCAAUGCUGCAUUGCAGUUUUACAAAUCUCCGGAACAAUUCGGGUUCAGUGGAGAUGUUCUCCAAGUUUGUUGUGGAGGUGGAGGUCCAUACAAUUACAAUGACACGGCACUAUGUGGCAACUCAGGGGUGAUUGCUUGUGAUGAUCCUUCACAAUAUGUUAGCUGGGAUGCUUAUCAUCUUACCGAGGCUGCAUAUAGAUGGAUUACCAAAGGUUUAUUAGAUGGACCAUACACCAUUCCGAAAUUUAGUGUCUCGUGUAUUACAGGUGAGACCGCCAGAGAUUUCAAUAACUAUGCAAUGAAAUAAAAAUCAAUGUAUUUCUCUUUUUCAAUGUAAAAAAAUCCUUUUAUAUGGUGCGGUUAAUGUACAAUAAUAUUACUUCUAA